CACCUGACGUUCUUAACAAACGUCAAAAAGGGCAAACUAGGCAAGAAACAAGUUAUGAAAAAAUAAAUAAAACCUUUUUCAUAUUCGUCUUACGAUGUUAGUGGCACAAGGAAUUAUAAUGCGCUACUAGACAGUUGUAACAAAGUUAUUACUAGUAACAAAACAAAGGAGAAAUAUUUCCAGUUUACACUGCGCGAACAUUAUUGUCGAAAUGGAUGAUAAUUUAUGGCUUAUUGAAUUAGAGUCAGCGCUCUUAGAUGACUGCAAUGUUAACGACAUUUAUGCAAUUUGCCGUGGUAAAUCCAUUCCGGAGGCUCUGCGCCCCGAUGUUUGGCAAGUGUGUCUCGAUGUGCGUCACAAAAGCGAUCAAAUGUCACUCUUCAAUGAAAUUUUCGAUCUACCUUUUCAAAACACAUUACGUGAGGACUGUCAAGUGGUAGUAGAUCGCAUUGGCAACGAUGACGAAGACAAGGUUUCAGUGAUUUCUGAUUUGGAGUCGAUUCUCACAUUCUAUUGUAAGAAUCGAAAUCUUCAGUAUGAAAGGAACAAUGGCUGGAUUGAGUUGUUAUUGCCAUUGUUGGCAUUGAAAUUAAAUAGAUCGGACACAUACAACCUGUUUGAAGCCAUACGAGAUGCAUACAUCCCCAAGGGCUGCAAACCCAAAGGCAAUGUUUUUCACGUGUUUCGUCUACUUAUACUGUAUCAUGAUCCAGAAUUGUGUACUAUGCUGGAUACGAAGAAAGUUAUACCAGACUUGUACUCUAUGCAAUGGUUCCAGUGCUUAUUCGCUUCGAGCUGUGGUCUAUCGGUUAUUCUUUCGAUGUGGGACUUGUACUUUCAGCAUGCAGACCCUUUUAUGGUGUUUUUCUUGGCCUUAAUUAUACUUAUUAAUGGGCGCGAAAAAAUAUUAGCAAUGAAGGAUUCGCCGAAGGAAGAAUUGGUUAAAUUCCUCUCGAAUAUGCCUUGUGCUCUUGAGCCGGAUGAUGUAGUCGAUUUUUGCUCACUUGCUCAGUAUUACGCGCUGAAGACACCAAGCUCGUUCAAAACAGACUUCUUAAAAGCUCUUUACGGUUCUCAAAGUGAGAAAGAUCGCAGUAAUGAACCCUGUACCGUAUCGCAGGCGUUGUGUCUUCCAGUAUCGGUCUAUGAAUUAGUAGAUAAUUCAUCAAUAGAAUUAACAACCCCCGAUGCCGUUCGAUUCUUUUUGGUUGAUUGUCGUCCUGCAGAUCAAUACAAUGCCGGCCAUCUGUCGACAGCAUUUCAUCUUGAUUGCAAUUUAAUGCUUCUAGAGCCAAUUGCUUUCUCUACAGCUGUGCAAGGCUUGCUGAAUGCGCAACGUCAGGCUAUUGAAGCAAACUCGAAUGCCGGUGGCGAACAUCUUUGUUUUAUGGGAAGUGGCCGAAUGGAGGAGGAUCAGUAUACGCAUAUGGUAGUGGCUUCAUUUUUACAAAAGAACACACAAUAUGUGUCAUUGCUAACUGGAGGCUAUAUGGCCAUACAUGAUUAUUUUGGAGACCAUAUGGCCGAUUGUCUAGAAGACCACGACGUCAAAAAGUGCAUUGUUUGUUCGAAAAAUAACGUUGAACUAAGGAAUCCAAGGCAUGCGGGACAAACCCAACAGUCGCGACGAGACUCCCAUCGACCAACCUCCGAUAUAUUUAGUAGAUUUUCUGCAGCAAUGAAAAUGAAAUCAGUCGAAGUGAAGGACAAACUCUUCGACAUUAUUACGAACCCAUCAAAUGGUGCUGGUACCACCGGUGGCAAUCAUCACGCUGCUAGUGCAAGUGGCCAAUCGGCCGUUCAGGAUCACCAUGUUUCGGCUACUGAACGCAAUGGAAAGCGAUAUCGAAAUGUAGCGCCUGUUUUUAGCAUUGACGAUGAAAACGAUGACCAUUACAACGAUCAUGAAGUAAAUGAUUCUCCUGAUAUGGCUGGUUCCAAGUUGCCCGGUGACGCCAAAGAGAUUGUCAUUUUGACUCAGUACUUAAAGUCGCCGGAUAUCAUAAAUGCAUUCCGCUGCCAGGAAGUGCAUAUGAAUGGGUACAUGUACGACAGUCAUUUGAUUAUUACAGCGACACACUUGAUUGUGUUGCGCGAACUUGGACGUGGGCAAGCUCAGAUAAUUGUUCGACGCCCCCUCUCUAGUAUAGUAAAAAUAACUGCUAAAAAACGACACCGCGAUUUAAUUACAUUCAAGUACGGAUUUCCGAAUGGAGAUGGUCUUCUUAUUACUGACAUGGAUCGAUUCCUUAUUCCAAAUGCCAGUGAAGCGACUGCAAUCGUGUCGAAGCACAUCGUCCAAACGUUAGACGGCUCUAAAUUAACGUAAUGUAAUUCUUGUGACUUUGAUUUUACCGUUAAAAACUAAUUGUAUUGAGCGGUGAGGCGUGGGUUGGUAACUUUAUUUGAUAAAAAAAGAUUUUAAUAAUAAUCGAUAUACCUACUUAUGUACAUUUUAAAUUCGAAAUUCAAGUCAAUAUGUGUAUGGUUUGUGCAAAAAUAUUUUGUGGAAAACGGAAAAUUUGACGAAUAAUUGGGUGUUCUAUGUUUUUUAGAACUAGGGAGAAAGCCACUUUUUUGAUAUAUUAGAGACAAUUUCUCUUAUCCUUCCUGUCUUGUUGUUGUUUAACAGCAUUUCCUAAUAUAUGUACAUAUACAACUUUUGUGGAAUUAUUAUGCUCUUCUAGUAAGAGGAACACAUCAAGUGACCGUCACUUGUCUCUUUAAGAAUUAUGUUAUAAACGUCUCAAAUGUGCAUUGUCUAAAAGUAUGUCUUACGUUUGUAUGUGUUUAAUGUUUGAAAUGUACGUUAACUAAAUUUUCUUUUACGCUGUAACCGAAUCUCUUAAAGAGUCACACGAAUUCAAGCCUUCAGUUUGUCAUGCAAAAAUACGUUAAUGAAAAAUAGAUAUUCGACGAGGUAUAUUUUUCAAUUGAGUUUCUUCACGAUGAUGGAAUAAAGUGGUAAAACUAUUGAAUACACACUUUUUAUAAAAAAAUCCCAUACGUAACAGCUAACCAAUUCCCAGUGAGAUAAAAAAUAUUAUGUAUGUAUACAUGAAAGCUAAAAUAUGCUUCACAAACAACAGUAGAAAAGAUGUAGCCAAAUAAAGAAAACUAUGUUAGAUUUUUA
Anastrepha ludens (Mexican fruit fly) is the source of this 3133-nucleotide messenger RNA. RefSeq names its product TBC1 domain family member 23 (gene TBC1D23). Gene Ontology annotation, cellular component: trans-Golgi network. The coding region runs from base 212 to 2329 and encodes 705 amino acids. The record is from RefSeq and is a predicted model, not a curated record. Lineage: Eukaryota; Metazoa; Arthropoda; Insecta; Diptera; Tephritidae. Gene Ontology annotation, biological process: retrograde transport, endosome to Golgi. The transcript has 5 exons.